AUGUUGCAUAGAUCUACCCAAGCUGCUCCACCAAUGUACUGUCAAAAGUGCCAUCUCCCUGUUAAGUGGAGUGAUUCCCUGGAUGCCUUAGAUCCUGCAGCAUUUGAUAUUCUUAUAGCUUCGUCUAGUAAAUGUCACCCAACUCUCCCGGCCAGCCCUGGUGGUAAGCGUCAACAAGAUUUGCGGAAUACCGCUCGGACUUUACCAUCUUCAUCCGCUGCCGUAUACCGGCGUGAAAUUGUACAUGCACAGCGUGAAUCUACUACUCGCUUUUCCUCGAGACGUUCUACAAAAGAUGUUCCUAAUAUGUCGUUCGUUAUGCUCACCCAGUCAAGCUCUGAUAUCAAUCCCAGCAGUGGGACUCGAUCAUUACCAUACACAGCUGUUCCCUCUGUUGCAGAUCAUGAUAUGAAAUCAUUGAUAGACCAUAUUGAGAGGUCUGUGUCUCUUCAUGAGACUAUCUCCGCGCGAACAGAUAUAGAUCACCCGAUAUGUGUUGAAUGUGCCGACCGAGUUGACAAUGCUCUUCAAAAGCAACUUCUCGAUGUUGCGAAAGAACGAGACGCAUAUACUUCGUUUUUGAGAAAUGUCAAUGCGUCAAUUCCUGCCGUGGACGAAUUUGCCACGGCCCAGCAGUCCCUGAAUAUGAUGCUGAAUCAGGAAUCCGAUGCCGCUGGACGGCUCAUGAAACUGGAAGCAGAGAAAAUGGUAAUUGACGGGGAAAUUACAUCUUUAGGGGACAAGUAUGAACAACUUGAUAAGGACGAAGGAUGCUUUUGGCAAGAACGAACCGAUUUCACAAUGACUCUGGGAAGCUUCUUGAGUGAACGUGAUGCACUAAAUAUCAAAUACGAUCAUGACUCUCGUCAACUCGAACGAUUACAACGGACAAACGUAUAUAAUGACACCUUUUGCAUUAGCCAUGAUGGGUAUUUCGGCACCAUAAAUGGUCUGCGACUGGGCCGCCUUGGAAAUCCCCCUGUUGAAUGGGCAGAGAUCAAUGCUGCUUGGGGCCAAACCCUUUUGCUACUUAGUACAGUUGCCAAUAAACUGGGCUUUCAGUUUGCAGGAUACAAAUUACGUCCAAUGGGAUCGGUUUCGAAAAUUGAAAAAAUUGUCUACAGCCAGCAGGGUUCCAAUCCUCCCGCGUCCGGUCACGACAAUCCGGAGGUCCGUCUCUCUCCAACUGUUACUUCAUUAGACCUGUUUUCCUCUGGGGACCUCCCGCUUAAUCUCCCUUGGCUCCACCGCCGGUUUGAUGCUGGAAUGGUGGCGUUUCUGGAUUGUCUUCGACAACUGGGUGUUCAUGUCGAACAGUCAGUAUCAAAUCCGCCUUUCUCAGAACCUCCUAAUGAUGUUCGCCCGGGCACUCCUUUUGACUUGCCCAAUAUGCCACAAAGCCGCGCUCAGCCCCAGGCAUCUGGAGGUGGUCUUAAGUUGCCUUAUGAGAUAAGAAAGGAUAGAAUUGGCGAUGCAAGCAUUAAGCUUGGUUUUAACCAGAAUGAUGAAUCAUGGACACCAAAUCCAAACAAAAAGGAGAAGAUUAGAACUCCUAAGCCAAUUCCAUGGCUCAUCUUGUUCAUGGGAUUUCCCAUACUUCCACCAGUUUUCGGAACACCUGUUGUUGCUGCACCAUCCCCUAAGCCGGUAUACACAACAUCAGUAGCAGUGCUUGAAGCUACAGCAGAUGAUGUUGUGGAUAUUGUUGCAUUUGUACAUCAGUGGUGCCAGGUAAAUGACGGCAAAUCAAGGGGCAAGACUCCUGUUGCAGUCUACACCAAUGAUCUAUCUAAUGUUAGAUGUAGGGGUCAAACCUCGUGUGGCCUCGGGGAUGGUGUCUGGAUCAAUGGUUUGCGCAGCAACAAGCGCAGCAGGAAGAGCAAGAAGAAGAAUAGUUGA
Molecule: messenger RNA, 1899 nt
Organism: Uncinocarpus reesii 1704
Lineage: Eukaryota; Fungi; Ascomycota; Eurotiomycetes; Onygenales; Onygenaceae
Exons: 5
Coding region: 1-1899 (632 amino acids)
Biological process (GO): autophagy; cellular response to nitrogen starvation; late endosome to vacuole transport
Cellular component (GO): phosphatidylinositol 3-kinase complex, class III, type II; phagophore assembly site; phosphatidylinositol 3-kinase complex, class III, type I
Source: RefSeq, a predicted model, not a curated record